AAAUAGACCGUAAUAACAUGUUUUUGGAUGGUCUGAGGAAAGAGUUGCAAAGCUCGCAAGAAUUUCUGGCGGGACAGAACCCGAGUCCCGAUAAUAUUCAGGAUUUCAUCAGGCAGAUGAAGCAGAAAGUGGCUUCGUAUGAGGAGAACUUUGAGAAGGCUAAGUCGAAAUUCUCGAAGCUGUCAGUACCAGACGCCAUCUUGCCUACGUCACUCUCCACAUCAGUCAACACGUUGGUGGCGUUACGUGAAGAGGCUGCGUCACUGAAACUACGAGCUGAUGACGUAGCCCUAGCCAGGGAGGCAAGAGAUACCUUCAUACGUUUACGGCGAUAAAUAUAAUUUAAAAAAUAUGUAUGUUAUAAGACAAGCUCGAAUAUGGAAAAACAAUUAUAAAUAUGUUAAAUUAAAUAAAUU
Trichoplusia ni (cabbage looper) is the source of this 416-nucleotide messenger RNA. RefSeq lists its product as uncharacterized. The record is from RefSeq and is a predicted model, not a curated record. NCBI's taxonomy places the organism in Eukaryota, Metazoa, Arthropoda, Insecta, Lepidoptera, Noctuidae. The coding region runs from base 18 to 335 and encodes 105 amino acids. The transcript has 2 exons.